Messenger RNA from Colias croceus (clouded yellow), 786 nucleotides. It is a transcript of the gene Rpb5, whose product is annotated as DNA-directed RNA polymerases I, II, and III subunit RPABC1. The record is from RefSeq and is a predicted model, not a curated record. Bases 115 to 747 code for a protein of 210 amino acids. Gene Ontology annotation, biological process: DNA-templated transcription. Lineage: Eukaryota; Metazoa; Arthropoda; Insecta; Lepidoptera; Pieridae. Gene Ontology annotation, molecular function: DNA binding; DNA-directed RNA polymerase activity. Gene Ontology annotation, cellular component: RNA polymerase III complex; RNA polymerase II, core complex; RNA polymerase I complex. The transcript is spliced from 6 exons.
UUGAGUGCUGUGAUGUGAAUUAUUUGAGUAGGUAUUUAAGCGUCGCUAAUUAUUAAACAAAUUAAUUAAAACAUUUAUAUAAAUAGUUUACAAGUAAUAGUUAAUAUAUAAAAGAUGGAUGACGAUGCGGAAACUUAUAAGUUAUGGCGAAUUCGUAAGACUGUUAUGCAGCUUUGUCACGACAGGGGCUAUCUUGUAACUCAAGAUGAAUUAGAUCAGUCACUGGAUCAUUUUAAAGAACAGUUUGGUGAUAAGCCAAGUGAGAAGAGGCCAGCUCGCAGUGAUUUAAUUGUACUCGUAGCCCAUAAUGACGAUCCAACAGACCAGAUGUUUGUUUUCUUCCCUGACGAAGCUAAAAUUGGUAUUAAAACAAUCAAAACUUAUUGUACGAGAAUGCAAGAGGAAAAUAUACAUAGAGCUAUUGUUGUUGUCCAAGCAGGUAUGACUCCAUCAGCGAAACAGUCCCUAGUGGAUAUGGCGCCUAAAUAUAUUUUGGAACAAUUCCUUGAAUCUGAACUGCUCAUCAAUAUAACUGAACAUGAACUGGUGCCGGAACAUAUUGUGCUGACUCCCGAUGAGAAGCAGGAACUACUAGCGAGAUAUAAACUAAAAGAAAACAUGUUGAUGAGAAUACAAGCAGGUGAUCCCGUGGCAAGAUACUUUGGACUGAAAAGAGGACAGGUGGUUAAAAUUAUAAGAUCUUCGGAAACGGCUGGAAGAUAUAUUUCUUAUAGAUUAGUUUGUUAAGUGUAAUUUUAUUAAUAAAUUCCAAUUUUUACUUUUAAA